AUGCCACGCAUAACGAAAAAGACACACUUCCAUUACACGCUCAUCACCGAGAAAAACAAUGAUUCAUCAUACUUGAAGUUCACCAUCAUACCGACGUCAUACAAUGUGCAAUGGUACCUGAGUUGCCUGCUCAUCGGUGUCGUGAACUUGAUCUCAUGGCAUUACCUUAGAACACGCCUACUGUUUCAAGUGAUUGUGGCUUGUGGCUCUUUGGGGUUUUGUAAGAGGCCGACAGUGGAGAGUGUUACUGUUUUCCAAGAUUAUGGAGUGCAAAUUUCACAUUUUAAUGGGUAUGUUGUUUUGCCGCGUCGAUGGAAUGAAAAAUGGUUUAGUAAGAUUGUAUUUUACCCUAGGGAUAAGAUUGUGGAUGUUAUUAUUAAUGAGGGGUUUGAAGGGUCGAGUGUAGUUUUUUAUUUGUGUUUGAUUGUGAAAGGUGCUAGUAAAUUGACGUUGUUAUUUCCUCGGACCAAACCACGGUUAGUGGAUCAAAAAUUAAUUUAUCAAAUGUUGAAGAGGGAGGGUGUAUAA
Messenger RNA from Naumovozyma castellii, 528 nucleotides. RefSeq names its product phosphatidylinositol N-acetylglucosaminyltransferase GPI15 (gene GPI15). Bases 1 to 528 code for a protein of 175 amino acids. The record is from RefSeq and is a predicted model, not a curated record. The transcript has a single exon. NCBI's taxonomy places the organism in Eukaryota, Fungi, Ascomycota, Saccharomycetes, Saccharomycetales, Saccharomycetaceae.